AUGUGGUUUUGGAGGUUCGGAAAAUCCUCCACGAAAGUCGAGCCCUCCCAUCUCGCCUCCCCUGAGCUCUGCAGUGUCCUGUUGGGUGGCUGUUCCCAUAUGAUGCUCCAGGCCUCCAGCUUCAUCAAGGUCAUCUCCCGCCUUCUCACAUCCGACUGUAGUUUUAGAAAGAGCCUGAAGAUGGCUGCAGUCAGAGCAGAAGAACAAAUGGAGGAUGUGGUGCAGAGCUGUCACUUGUGGAGUCAGCCGCCGCACAGACAGCCUCUGAAUGGCGACUAA
Messenger RNA from Knipowitschia caucasica, 279 nucleotides. The record is from the annotation of a GenBank genome assembly. Lineage: Eukaryota; Metazoa; Chordata; Actinopteri; Gobiiformes; Gobiidae.